CCUAUCUAACAGUUGGACAGAAGAAGAGAUAUGAGAGCAGUACUCCAAGUGCCUAAGUUCCUUCCACUAGCCUUGUAGGCUGGCAGACAUGUCUCUAAGGCUGUGAUUUGGUCUGGAUCACUCAACACAAUGUUUACUAAAAUUAAAAAACAUUCCUGUUACCGACGCAACCUGUGUCGAAAGAAUGCAAAGGGAUGAGAUUUCUGACCAUGGCCAAAAGUACCAGAGGGUUAAGUUUAUCAUUUUAAGAGUUUCAUAAUUUACCAUUUACAGAAUUACUGUACAUACUGUAUAAGUAUUAUUAUGAUUAUUAUCAUGGUAAUAAUGUUCUGUACUUGACAACAGUAGAGUGCCCUUAGCACCAACUUGAGGAAAUUUUUCCAUAGAAAAUAAAAGCUUGCUUAACUCAAGGAAGUGACAAAAAGUGAACGAGGAUUAUGUUUUUCAUUUCUGCUAAAUUUGUUUGUUUAAAAAUAUAUUUUAAUAGAAAUUAUAUAUUCCAUAACUAAUACAAGUUAACUACUGUAGUAUUUUAGGUAAGGUUUGGUAGGUUAGAUUGGCUCAUUUUAUACUUUACUUAUUUUAUCCUCUUUGCCACUGAUCAGCUUGUUGGCAAAUACUGGACAUGUACUGGUUCAAGAAUGCAUCUGUAACUGUGCCAGUGUUGGUUAAGUCUGGUCUUGAAUGAGCUCACACUCGGUGCCGUCACAAUCUCUCUGGAAAGUUUUCCAAGAGUUCACAACUGUAGGGUGGGCAUCUGCCAUCUCCAGUCCAACCAUCCCAAGGAACUGAGGAAGAGUGUGCUGAGGGCUACAGUGCAGGCUUCUCUACAAAAAGCAUUUCAGUAAUUAUGAAGUGAGAAAAAUCAGUAAAUUUGAAAUACCCAGGUGUUAAAUACUUGACAGCAUUUUAGAUACAGGGGACUGCAGACAGUAUAUGUAUACAGGUAUAUACGUAUAUAUGUAAUUGUGAGAAACUAGAUAAAAAUAUAUGGCUUUUAUUAUCUUGUAAGAUAUAUAAAGAGAUGUGAUAAUUCUGUGAAAUAUUAUUCUAAAAGUGUUUUUGAUUACUUGGAGUCAAUUUGCAUGAAACUUUUAUGGCACUUAAAAUAAAGCAUAAGUAUACUUCCCUUAAAGACAGAAUUAGUUUACUUUGUGCAGUCAGAAGCAGAGAAAAUGUUUAACCUCAAGAUGUUUCCAAGAAGAAAUGCAAGAAUCAUGACCAUCAUAGCAUUUACUCUAAUAAUAAUCCUAAUGCUAUACAAAAUCUCAAGCCCAGUGGAUGAUGGUCUAAAGAAUCUUGAGUCAGGACAUGGAACUGAGCGAAUACUGUCAAAAGCGGUGCAUGAUGAAAUACCUGACCUUCUGACGCAGAGUCCUGAACACCUUAAGAAACAGAAGGAAUAUGAGAGCAGAAUCAUGGCAAACAUCCAAAAGAUGACAGUUCACAAAGAACUCAAGCGUAAAAUGGAUCAUGAUCCUGUGGGAAUUAUCUUGCAUGAGAAACCGGGCCUUCUGGAUGGAUUAGGGAGAGUUCGUGAUUUAGAAGAGCAAAGUGGAGUUGCAAGGAAAAGUGUUGUGAUGGAGAAUCAGCUGAAGCAUAAAAUUGUACAUUUAGAUUUAAAAGGAGCACCUCCUAAAAUUGAAUACCUUAAGAAGUUAUUUCCACUUUUACGUUCAUUUGGUGCCACUGGUGUGCUCUUGGAGUAUGAAGACAUGUUUCCAUUCUGGGGUAAACUUGAGUUGCUUUCAGCCCAUAAUGCAUAUGCUAAAGGGGAUAUUGCAGAUAUUAUGGAAAUUGCCAAGAAAAACAGCCUUGAGGUUAUUCCUCUUGUUCAAACUUUUGGUCAUAUGGAACACGUGCUAAAACUUAAAGAAUUUGCAGAGCUACGUGAGGUGCCAAACUAUCCACAAGUUAUUUGCCCGACUAAUAAUAAAACAAUACCUCUUAUAAAAAUGAUGAUUGACCAGAUCCUGGAAAUGCACCCAGGAAUUGACUGGCUACACAUUGGUUCAGACGAAGUAUAUAAUCUCGGAGAAUGUACCCGGUGCCAACAGUACCUCCUUCAUCAACAGUUUGGAAAGAAUGACUUGUUUCUACACCAUGUGAAAAAAGUGUCUCGAUAUAUUAAGGAAAAUUAUGACGUUCAGCCAAUAAUGUGGGAUGAUGAGUUCCGUAAAAUUCCCCUGAAGGCAAUUGAAGAUUCUCAGGUGGGACAGUUAGUGGAAAUUAUGGUAUGGAAGUACAGUACUGGCAUUAUGGUUGACCUGCGAUCAGACAUGUGGGAGAAAUAUUCAUCGGUGUUUAAUGGCAUAUGGAUUGCUAGUGCUUUCAAAGGUGCUGCUAAUCCUGAAAGUUACAUUACAAAUAUUAAUGAUCGUCUUGGGAAUCAUAAAGAAUGGAUGGAGAUUUUUGACUUGUAUGUAAGCACCAUUCAUUUCCGAGGUAUUGUAUUAACAGGAUGGCAAAGAUUUGAUCAUUUUGCUGUACUGUGUGAGCUCUUACCCCAAGCCAUUCCAUCAUUGGCAGUGAAUCUGAUGUUCAUCUCUGAGAGGAAAGCAGAUCAUGGUGCUUUGGCCAGAGUUGGGGAUGCCCUCAAAUGUAACUCUUUCAUUAACUUAGAUUUACAGUAUUUGGAAUAUGCCAAUAAAUGUGAUUUUCCAGGUAGUGCAGUGUAUGAAGUGGCACAAAAACUGUUUAUCUUGAAGAGAGACAUAGACACUAUGCUGCACAAUCCUCAUGUAACUGGUUGGAUAACUGAUUACAAUAUAGAGCAUAGUUUUGCCAGCCCUCAGCAUGUUGAACAAGGUCUUCAAGAUCUUUCAAUGCUGUUGUUUGAUUAUAGUAAAUUAAUGACUGAUGCAGAAACAGCCUUGUCUGAUGUUUAUGAUGAGUAUACUGUAAAAGAAUGGAUUUCUUUUAAUGUAAAGCCUACUCACAAUAAACUACAAAAAAUGUAUGUAUCAAGUACAAAGCUUCAGGAGAAAACUCACUGGCCAAGAAGACCUCUCGAUGCUGAACUAACCAAGGAGCUAUAAGUUUGAUAAGAUUAAUUAAAAAUGUUAUCAUGAACUAUUCCUUUAGAUUUAAAAGAUAACCGAUUUUAGUAAUGUAAAAAAAAUAUAUAUAUUAGGCCUAAUUGUUCUCAGAAUUGUUAUAUUUUAUUUAUAUUUUAUUAUGAUACAUGUCCAUAACAACAAUACCUUGUUUUUGUAUUUAAUUUAUUUUAAUUAUUUUGAUGCCACGCAGAGGAUGAGAAUGACCGUACCUUACUCUCAUCGUGCAGUAUAAAAAUACUAUAUGGUCAUAUCAUACUAUUGUAUUGUUAUGUACAGUAUGGGAAGAUGGCCAUAUUUUACUGUUGUCAUGUACUAGUGCGAGAGCAUGAUUAUAACAUGCACAGAGGAAUAUGUCAGUAACACUUUCUUGCUAUAAACUGACAUGUAUGGCCAUAUAUUAAUGCCAUGCACCAGAAGUAUUGUUGUAUCGUACAGUACAAUACAAUACAGUACAGUACAGUACAGUGCAGUACAGUACAGUACAGUACAGUACUCUUGCCAGGUACAAUUAGGAAUACUGUACUGUAUGGUAAAACUGUAUCAUACUAUGGCCAUGCACAAAGGAGUGUGACUAUAUCAUACUACAGGUGUAUUUUAAUGUACAGUGUAGUAGUAUGAUUAUACAGGUAGUACAGUAAUGUAUAUCAAUUAUCCAUUAAGCUUAAAAUCUGAAACAAUGUAGAUUUGGGAAUUUUCCCAAAUUUUGGAAAUAGGCCAAAAAAUGCAUAAAAUAUUAAAUAAAGUAUGGGAAAAUGUGCCAAAGGUUAGAGGAUGUAAUUCCUGAAUGAAUCCAGAAUGAAACUCUCGUAUAUAAAUUAUGCAGUGUAUAUGCUGUACACAGUAUAUUUUGUAUUUACUAAAAAUAUGAUUGUGAAUUGUUAAUUAAAGAAAAUAUGUUAAAUUAUUGUUAACAUAAAAGCAUUUGGCAGAAGCAACCAGUAACUCCAGCACUUGAAUGUUCUUGCAAAUGCUUUGUGAGGUCUUUUAUUGAGGGGGGGGGGGGGAGCGCAUGAUGAGAUGGCUUUUUCAGCCCCUUUUGCAUUUAAACAUUUGUUAUUACUCAUCUUAAAGGAUGUUUUCUGAUGCACACAAAGUCAAAUUAUUAUAUUCUCAUCUCAUAAACAUGUUAGUGGCCCCUGGAGGUCUUUCUGGACCUCCCAGAUGUCAAUUUCCUGGAUGGAACAGAAUUGGUGGGAAGACUGUGUGCCAUGUACUAUUCUUAAUUGUUACUGUAUCUUUUCCUAGAUUUACCUCGGGAACUUUUGCAUAUAACAGGGCAAGGCUGUGAGCCUUUUCCUUACCAGAUAUGUUCUUGGGACCAGUGGUGACUGUUCUGAGAGAAAAGAAUUGGGUAGUAUGGCUAUGUGUGUCUUAUUUCUGCUAUCAGAAUGCAGCAAAAACUGAUGUAUUAUCCCAGGGUACAGAUGAAAACACACUGACCUUAAGGGAAUCUUGUGCAUAGAGGCCCAAGGCACUACUGAAAUGGCAUAUGAAAAUUAUUAUUCCUAAUUCAAUAUGGUAAGCACUAAUCAGGGUCUAGUUUUUGUGUGAAAAUGCCUCUGAAUUAUGAAACUGGGUUAACUAUUUUUUUGUGGACACUUAAGUUUUUAAACCAUAAUGCAAUACUGUACUGUGUAUAAUGUAUGCAAUGAUAAGAAAUAAACGUAAUGGUAAAUGUGUGUGUGUGUGUGUACAGUAUGUGUAGGUGCUGAGGAGCAUGCAUAUGCAAGAUGGUGGCUAUCACCAAUAAACACCCAGAUGUAUGAGAAUUUGACAUUUAACAAAAAUAACUAGUAACUCUGGAAAUUUUAACUUUCUUACAUUUUUUCUGCUGUUCAUAUCCUUUGUUUGAAUCACCUUUACUGUAAGACUUCAAUAUCUGCUUUUUAUUUGACCUUCAAAUCAUAGCUACCUAAUGGUUGUUCCAAUUCAUUAUUCUGGCACAAGUUUGUUUGCAGUCUAACCAGCAUUCAUUUGCUGCAAUAUUUUUAUUUUCUUGUUUAUUGUUAAUGUAUUGUAUACUGCAUCUUCUUUUUCAAAUAGAUGAGCAUCCAUUGAUAAUUUUUUGGAUGCUAUAGGCAACACAAAGGUGCAGUUUUAGUCGGUCAAAGUGAAGUAAAGCAACGGAGCUCCAACAUCAAGGUGGUUUAAAUGCAACAGACAAUUGGCGCCAAAUUAAAUAAUUUUUUGUUCGAUUAGAACAAAUGGAGUUUGGAGAUACAGAUAAUCGAUACACUACCUGCAUAUUACUGUCAUGGACAGUAGGAGCGUGAACAGCAUUUACUGUUGUCUUGUACAAUGUAGAAGUAUGAAAACAGUAUAUUGUACAGUAUAAAUAGUAUGGUGUAAGUAUAUAACCAUGCAGAUAGUAGGUAUAGUAGGUGCAUGUACUGUCGUGCAUUAGAGUAGGUAUAUGGACACAGCAAGCCGAUCAGUGUGAAGAGGAUAAAGUAAAUUUGUCUGGAAAACCCGUGUGAUCUUGAAAUAAGGACAUAGGGAGUUAUCCAAGAUUAAAAAGACAGACCUGUACUAUAUGGUUCAUGACAUUUGUACACUAGGUGUAUACUCACAAGACAAACCUAACCCAACCUUUCCAUUAAUGUUGUGAGUAUAUGCCUUGUGAACAUUGUCUUGUGAGCUAAUGUCAACACACCUUACUAUACACAUGAAACAUAGGUUGAGGAUGGAGCGACGAGUUGUUUCUCUCAUAAGGUUUUCCAUGCAGGCAAAUGGAAGGAUCAGUGAGUUUUUGUGCUGUAGAGAGGAUUUUCUCUGGUAUUUGUGAGUACUGUAUGUUAUUUUCACCUCUUUAGGGAAAAUUUAGGACCUUAAACUUUCAUUUAGAUUUUCAACUGUAUACAUUAGAAAAGAGAAAGACAAAGAUCACCAGGUCUCUAGAAAACACCUUGAAUAGAUAUAUCUGUCACUCACAGAACAGGAUAGACAGUCUUGGAAUUGUGUAAUUGCUUUGUGAACGUCCCUACUUUGCAUUCCAGUACAGUAUAGGAAUGAAUUUUGAAUUGGGAAAUAUUUACACACCAAAUUAUACAAUAGGCUAAACCUAAGGUAGAGUUCACCUAACCUUACAUAUCCAGUGUUUCCUCAGCACAGGUUCUUGCAUUGUAUUUAUCAGUUUUCUUAUGGAUUGUUAAGGGAAAUUACUGUAUAGAUAAGGGUGAAUUCUUAGUGAGUUGAAUUCAAUUUAUUUUUCAUUUAUGUAGUGUACUGUACAGUACUACUCUACUAACCACCAUUAAAUAUUAUGAUGUCUAUUACAGUAUUGUUAAUAAAGGUUUAUUGGGGGUUACAUAUAUUUCUCCCGGUGAGGUUAUUAAACAUACAAAAUGUAUUAAGUUGAUGUAGAAGUAAUAUUUCAUCAACUGGUCUAAACAAAAAAUCAAGACAAAAAUUCACAUUCCAUUUCAAAAUACUGUAUAUAUGUACAGCUUAUAAGAAAAUAGUCAAGUUUAAAAAAAGUGUUUAUUUUAUGUUGUGAUCUGGAAUGUUGGUUUUAGUGCACAUACCUGUGUCCAUUUCUGUGUUCCAUUGCCACAUAUGUGCAAUUGUUUCAUGAAAAUGAACAUGUAGAUUGGAACAGUAAUGUGAAAAAUCAUUUAUUUUGUCUCUUUUAGCUCAUUUACCUGCAAAGUGCUGUACUGUAGUUGAAUUAAGUUAUAUGCCAAUCAAAUCUGUUUUUGUUCAAUCCAGAAUGCGACAUCUAGCUUUAUACCUACUGUACGUAUGUAAAUGCCUAGCAUUAACUCGCCAGGCCAACGUACAGGCAAUUAAAACAUCUAAUAAUUACUUAAAUACGUAAUAUUAGGAGGGCACAUCGUUACCUGGUAUUUAAUUGCAAUUCUCAAAACCCCCCUCCCGCACACACAUUGCUACUGUCAUCUUCUUGCCUGGCGAAUCAGCUGUAAAUGCGCACAAAGGCGGCUCCACUAAUUUGUGUUGUAAUAGCCGAAAUAUUAAGUGCCACGAGAAUUUUACUUAUGGUAUUUAUACAUCUUAGCACGGUGAGGAAAUCGAGUGACUUUAAUUUUGAUUAUGGUAUGUUUCUCAGGUAUUGUGUAUGGGGCAAUUUUUUAUACGGUCUGGCCAAGCAUGGCGACUGCUGCUCAUCUUCUAUCUAGGAAGACAGUCGAUCUUUAGUGACUAAUAUCCUCUGCUUUCAAGUCACUUAGUGAACGACGUUGUUUUUCUCCCUUCCGGGCUCGUCUUCACAGCCUCGCGAACUUUAGCGAGGCUGCUAGUCUUAGUGAUCCUUCCGGACGCUGACCUUCCGGUCUUACUAGCAAUCUAGAGUUAUGUUGGGACGAUGUUAACCAAUGGUGCGCUAUGGUAGCAGUUCAGCGCUGUCAACCCUUCCAGAUGACUUGAUGCUCACUCAGGCAUCAUCGCUCAAGCAUGAUUAAUUGAAGCGGUGAUGUCUGUGCACCCUGAUUGGCAAAAAAUAGAGAACUAGGUGCUCCCUCAAAAUAUAAGUGCUCUAAAAUGAAGUUAGAGCAAUUAAAUACCAGGUCCUCCUAAUAUUACGUAUUUAAGAAAUUAUUUGAUGUUUUAAUUGCCUGUAUGUUGGCCUGGAGAGUUAAUGCAAGGCAUUUACAUACGUAGGUAUAAAGUUAGAAAUCGCAUUCUGGAGUUUAUCACAAAAACUUUUUUUUAGAAAAAAUGGCUUUUUUUUGUAAUACUGUAGUACUGUAGUGUAUACCAAUAUUGUGUCUAUAUGUAGUUAUUUUGCAAGCUGAAAGUGUGGCUGCAUUAAAUGUCUUUGGAGAUACUGUAUUUAUAUCUUUGGCCUAUUUUGUUCAAAAGUUAAGCUUUGGAGGAAUGCUGCCCCCUUUUUAGGGCCAUUGUUUAGCACUCGUGUGAUAUGAAUUAGACAGUACACUGUGUUGUAUCGCCGUAAUUUCAUUUAAACUUGAUUUUACUCUCACACUGAAUUUGUGUAAUAUUUGAGGAGAGAGAGUUGUUUGAUCAUGAAAUCCCAUUUUACAGUAUACCUGAACCCACUGUGUAAUUUGCUCAUCAAUUCCUUCAGUCAGUACCCAGGAGAACUUUAAUAUUGGGACUGGAAACAAACUUGUGUGUGUUAUUCUGGUUUACAAAUAAAAUUCAGCACACACAAGUUAGUAAGGAUUCUUUUGUGGCUGUAGGUGAAUGACUUUAGGUCAGAGCUUCACACUAAGCACCACAGUGGUUAUUUGGGGUUUGGUUUAUUAAUUUUCAUGUACUGUAGUCUUUCUAUUGUCGAGUGAGCUAAUUUAUUAAAGUAAUGAGUACACAUCCCUCAACACUUCAUUGAAUAAAAAAGUGAUUUUUA
Molecule: messenger RNA, 8385 nt
Organism: Homarus americanus (American lobster)
Lineage: Eukaryota; Metazoa; Arthropoda; Malacostraca; Decapoda; Nephropidae
Product: hexosaminidase D-like
Exons: 2
Coding region: 1176-3038 (620 amino acids)
Biological process (GO): carbohydrate metabolic process
Molecular function (GO): hexosaminidase activity
Source: RefSeq, a predicted model, not a curated record